UCUCCCUUUCCCCUUUUCUUUCUUUCCGUCAGAGAAAUCACUCAAACCCAACCACAAAACCCUUGCACUGUAAUCCUGCACCACCGCCACGAGGAGUGGCAUACUGCCGCCGUCCGUCGCACUCAAAGUUCGCCAUCCGUCAUCUAGCUUCCCUCGUGCUCCAAAUCUUCAACCCCUGUUCGCUGUCACCGAUCGCGGUUGCUUCCUCGAGCUCGGCGUCCGUCGUCUUUGUCUGCUCAGCCGCGCGUCCGUCGCCGUUUGUUUGCCGUUCACGCUCGCGUCUUCGUUCGCGUUCUUCGCCGUUCGCGUUCGCUCGGCGUUCACCGUUCGCGUUCGCUCGCUGUUCACCGUUCGAGUUCGCGUUCGUCUGGAAGCCACGUUGCUCUGCUUCAAACUCUGCGACCAACCCGUGCGCUCCACUCAGCCAUCGGACUGCUCGCUUUUGUCCCCGCCGUGAGUUCCCUAAACCCGCCACCAGACAAUACACUCAGACAACACCAAUACUCUUCUUCAAACUCUGCAACUUCUGAUUUCUAUUACAGGCAGCAUGGGAGAAUGAAGUUAGAGACAGAAAGUCUCAAAGAUGUUAAAUGCAAUGAUGGAAAAGAAAAAGAGAAGGUUCACUUUCUGUGCUGAUAAAUUGAUUCGGCUGGUCUUGAAAGCACAUAUCUUUUCUCUCCCCUUUCCACGCAACAAUUAAGAGUUCAUAUAAGAAUUUACUCCCCAAAGUUCUGUUCAAGGUCUUGAUUGGAAAAGUUGAACAGAAAAUAAACCUACUGCUUCUUCAGUGUUGAUGUGGCCAAAGACAUACAAUUCUUUUGUAGAGGAUUGUGUCUCAUCUUAAUUCAAUUAGCUGGUGCUGUAGUAACUCCAAAGAUCUUAAGUGAAACUUUUUGGUGGUUUACUUACGUGUACAGUAUCUCCAUGAAGACUUGGAGGCAAUUUAUUGGACUGUGUAUAUAUUUGUUGGUGUGGAGUUCAUUUAUAUCAUCUCCUAUUGUGGAUUCUGCAAAUUCAAACUUCAACAGUGGAAAUGACAGAACCUUUCAUCCCAUCAAGAAAUUUGUGAUGCAAUCUUAUUUUGACAGGCACAUAGAAUUACAUGAUUCAGUUUUUGAUAAUUUUAUGUCUCAAGAAGACAAUGUUGGUUUGUGUCAAGUGCUUCCAAAAAACCAUGAUUUUGUGCCAAGAUUGUCAGUUCUGAAGCGAGAGCUUAUUGGCGAAGGUUCUCAUCGUCAUGUGUCUACAUUACUAAAAUUUCAAGCUCGGCGAUCAGAGUCUUCGUCCCAACUUCUAAGCUCCUCGUGUGACUUCAUAAUUAUUGAAAGACUACCUACCGGUGUUUUUGCUGAUCCAUUUGAACUACAGCGACUUGUUCAGCGUGGUGUCUUCAAUGAUGUUGAUGUCUUUGGUGAUACAAAUCUGGAACUUCCUUCCUUCUUGUCUAAUCGUUCUGCUGUUGAAAUACAUUUGGUUGUUGACCCAAAUAAAUUUCUAGAGCCAACUGAUAUCAAGAUUGAGCUUCCAUUGCAUGCGCGAUAUCAACCUCUAAAUGAAAGUGGCUACUCCACAGUUGAACUUGGUAUGCCUGAUAUUCUGGUGCGCUGCAGCACAAAGGAAAGGUCAGAAAAUCAAAAUUAUUUCUUCAAAUUGACCAACAAUGAUGCUGAUGUUAUGUAUGAAGCUGAUGUUCUUUGGAGAAUUCCUUCUGGGAAAAAGGCACAUUCUAACCUAGUCUUUGUCAUUACAUUUAGUGCAGCCUUGUUAUCAACUCUUGUAAUUGUUCUCUCGUCAUUAGAAUAUUCUAAGAGCAGAGUGAGAAAAGAUUCCAAGCAAUCUUAGAAGUUCUUCCGCCAAGAAUUCUGGGUAUUGACUAUAGUGUCUUGUCCCUUCUUUUAUGGGUAUUGACAAAGUUUAGGUGGCUUUAAUAUUGGUCAGUCAACCAAGGUCAGAGUAUAUGUCUGUGCUUAUGAAAAGAGUGUUCAUAGCAAUGGAAAGGACUCGAAUCCACAUUCUUUUGAGAUAUGUUCUGAACAUUGACUUCUUUGCUGACUCUCCUUGACAGUAUAUCUCGUCUAUAAUAACCCCCCAGGCAUGAUUUGGGUGAAAAUUGCUAUUACUACCCUUACAAUGGCUAGGAUGGAUUUCUCUCUGUCUCUUCAUCCGUGUUAAUUCUUUGGGAAUUCUUCGGCGAAGAGUGAAGAUUCUAACUAAAUUUGUAGACGAUUUUUUUCUAUUAUAAAAUGAGUAAUCUUCACUCU
This is a messenger RNA of Arachis ipaensis, 2261 nucleotides long. RefSeq lists its product as uncharacterized. Gene Ontology annotation, biological process: GPI anchor biosynthetic process. NCBI's taxonomy places the organism in Eukaryota, Viridiplantae, Streptophyta, Magnoliopsida, Fabales, Fabaceae. Gene Ontology annotation, cellular component: endoplasmic reticulum membrane. The record is from RefSeq and is a predicted model, not a curated record.